Molecule: messenger RNA, 1236 nt
Organism: Pedinophyceae sp. YPF-701
Lineage: Eukaryota; Viridiplantae; Chlorophyta; Pedinophyceae
Source: the annotation of a GenBank genome assembly
AUGGCUUCCCACUCGGAGAACACCAACAGCUUCGUUCAGGAGGCGUUCGUCGAGCUAGAGUAUCCCCAGAAGCUCCAGAAGCACCUGCUGGAGGCCUACAGAGAGGUCACCGUGGAGCUCGUGGUGCAGAUGGACAACGGGCAGAUCGAGUCGUUCCGCGGAUUCCGCGUGCAGCACGACAGCUCCCGGGGCCCGUUCAAGGGCGGCCUGAGGUACCACCCCGAGGUGGACAUUGACGACGUGCGUUCGCUGGCGUCUCUGAUGACGUGGAAGACGGCGCUGCUGGACGUGCCGUUCGGCGGGGCGAAGGGCGGGAUCACCUGCAGCCCGAAGGACCUGUCGGAGCGCGAGAUGGAGAAGCUGACGCGGAAGUUCGUUCAGGCGAUGCGCGAGGUGAUCGGUCCGAUGGAGGACAUUCCGGCGCCGGACAUGAACACGGACGCGCGCGUGAUGGCGUGGAUCUUUGACGAGUACUCCAAGUACAAGGGGUUCUCGCCCGGGGUGGUCACGGGGAAGCCCGUGUGGCUGCACGGGUCGCUCGGGCGCGAGUCGGCGACGGGCCGCGGGGUCACGCUGGGGAUCCGCGAGCUGAUGAAGGUCACGGGCGAGAAGGUGGAGGGGCAGAAGGUGGUGGUGCAGGGGUUCGGCAACGUGGGGUCGUGGGCCGCGGACUUCCUGCACCAGAUGGGCGCCAAGGUGAUCGCGGUGUCGGACGCCGAGAGCGCGAUCCACAACGAGGACGGGCUGGACAUCCCCAAGCUGCGGCAGCACGUGGGGCAGGGCAACAUGCUCGCGGCCUACCGCCCCGGGGAGCAGAUCAAGCGCGACGAGCUGUUCUCGAUGCCGUGCGACAUCCUCAUCCCCGCGGCCAUCGGGAACGUCAUCACGAGCGAGAACGCGAGCUCCGUGGCCGCGCGCUACGUGGUCGAGGCGGCCAACGGGCCCGUGUCCUUCGAGGCCGACCACAUCCUGCGCGAGAAGGGCGUGACCGUCCUCCCGGACAUCUACGCGAACGCGGGCGGCGUGACCGUGUCGUUCUUCGAGUGGGUGCAGAACCUGCAGAACUUCAAGUGGACCGAGGAGGAGAUCGUGCGCCAGCUCGACGCCCGCAUGACCGCGUCCUUCCAGGCGCUCUGGAAGAUCCACACCGAGCGCAAGGUGCCCCUGCGGACCGCCGCGUUCAUGAAGGCCCUCAUGCGCGUCACGCGCGCGCAGCUGCACCGUGGCUUCGACUGA